AUGGCUGAUAAAUCAAAGAAGAAGGGUUCCAAGAAGGGAGGUAAGAAGGUUGACCCAUUCACCCGUAAGGAGUGGUACAGCGUCAAGGCCCCAACUGCCUACUUUGCCAGAAACCAAAUGAACACUGUUGGUUACACCCCAGUCAACCGUACUCAAGGUACCAAGUUGGCCUCUGAUGGUUUGAAGGGUCGUGUCUUUGAAGUCUGUCUCGCUGAUAUGAAGCAAGACGAGAGCCACGUCUUCCGUAAGAUCAAGUUGAGAGCCGACGACGUCGAAGGUAAGAACGUCUUGACCAACUUCUACGGUAUGGACGUCACCUCUGACAAGUUGCGUUCACUCGUCCACAAGUGGGCCACCUUGAUCGAGUGUUUCGUUGAUGUUAAGACCACCGACGGUUACACCCUCCGUGUCUUUGCCAUCACCUUCACCAAGAAGGCUCAAAAGCAACUCAAGAAGACCUCAUACGCCAAGUCCUCAAAGGUCAAGCUCAUCCGUAAGAAGAUGUUCGACAUCAUCAACUCCAAUGUCACCUCCUCCGAUAUUGGUGGUGUCGUCAACAAGUUCAUCGACCAAACCAUCUCUGCUCAAAUCCAAAAGGAGUGCUCAUACAUCUUCCCACUCACCAACACCUACAUCCGUAAGGUCAAGGUCAUGAAGUCACCAAAAUUCGAAAUCGCCAAGUUGCUCGAGUUGUACCAAAACGCUCCAUCCUCUGCCCCAGCUCCAGUCGUCACUGAGGAAACCGGUGUUGCUGUCGAGAGAACCGAAGAGACAACUGCUUAA
This is a messenger RNA of Heterostelium album PN500, 783 nucleotides long. RefSeq names its product eS1 family ribosomal protein (gene rps3a). Gene Ontology annotation, biological process: translation. The coding region runs from base 1 to 783 and encodes 260 amino acids. The record is from RefSeq and is a predicted model, not a curated record. Gene Ontology annotation, molecular function: structural constituent of ribosome. NCBI's taxonomy places the organism in Eukaryota, Evosea, Eumycetozoa, Acytosteliales, Acytosteliaceae. The transcript is spliced from 3 exons. Gene Ontology annotation, cellular component: cytosol; ribosome.